This is a messenger RNA of Monopterus albus (swamp eel), 1203 nucleotides long. RefSeq names its product tetraspanin-18-like. The transcript is spliced from 9 exons. Gene Ontology annotation, cellular component: plasma membrane. Bases 286 to 1053 code for a protein of 255 amino acids. The record is from RefSeq and is a predicted model, not a curated record. Lineage: Eukaryota; Metazoa; Chordata; Actinopteri; Synbranchiformes; Synbranchidae.
UUUGACAGCUGUUCAUAUGUGAGCGUAAUAUGUCCAACUGUGCACACAGAGGAAUGAGCACAAGUGUGUGUGUGUAACGCAGCUCCUGGAAGCGUUAAUGUUGAUUGUGAGAGUUUGUUGGAGGAACUAGUUUGUCGGGGGACACUCGGCCUCACUUCACAACAGAUAAAAAAGGCAUUUGGACAAAGAAGCUCAUCUCUCAGCGCUGAUGUAAAGCAGCACGCAGGCAAAGGCUGAAAACUGCCAUUUCUCCCAUCUACAUUUGAAGCCAUUAAACAGGUACAUAUGGGGCAGGGGGAGGUUUCAGCAAGAGGCUCAGCCAUGGAGGGGGACUGCCUCAGCUGUAUGAAGUACCUGAUGUUCAUCUUCAACUUCUUCAUCUUUCUGGGUGGCUCUUUCCUUCUGGGUGUCGGUGUUUGGGUGCUGGUGGACCCAAUGGGCUUCAGGGAGAUUGUUGCAGCCAACCCUCUGCUCUUCACCGGGGUCUACGUCAUCCUGGCCAUGGGUAGCAUGCUGUUCCUGCUGGGCUUUCUGGGCUGCUGCGGAGCCAUCCGGGAGAACAAAUGUCUCCUGCUCUUUUUUUUCAUGCUUAUUCUCUUCAUCUUCCUGGCUGAGCUGGCAGCUGCCAUCCUGGCAUUCCUCUUCAGGGAGCAUUUAACCAGAGAGUAUUUCACGGGGGAGCUGAAACGUCACUAUCAAGGUCACAACAACACAGACGUCUUCACCUCCACAUGGAAUGCCAUCAUGACCACGUUCGAUUGCUGUGGCGUAAGUGGCCCCGAGGACUUUGAGGAUAGCCUCUUCAGGCUCCUCAGCCCCAACAAGAUGAUCCCUGAGGCCUGUUGCCAGAGGAACAGUUACCCUGGAGACAUCAGUGUGCAGCACUGUGUGAGCGGCAGCGUGGCUUUCAGACACAACAAGGGCUGUUACUCGGCGGUGGUGGACUACUUUGAGACGUACAUCUACACAGCAGGAGCUUUGGCCAUCGUGGUGCUAACUAUUGAACUUUUCGCCAUGGUGUUUGCGAUGUGUUUAUUCAGAGGCAUCCAGUAACCGCCGCGUGCACAGCAUCACCAUCUUCAGCUGUCACAAAGGCACAGGCAGAAGGAAAACAAAACUGUAAAAUGUGAAAUGUAUUUGUACAGUGAUAGUUUUUGUGUCUUAUUGGUUUUGUGACAUCAUUUUGUACUUCACAGUGGCAGC